Messenger RNA from Bacidia gigantensis, 1044 nucleotides. RefSeq lists its product as uncharacterized. Gene Ontology annotation, cellular component: kinetochore. The transcript has 3 exons. Lineage: Eukaryota; Fungi; Ascomycota; Lecanoromycetes; Lecanorales; Ramalinaceae. The coding region runs from base 1 to 1044 and encodes 347 amino acids. The record is from RefSeq and is a predicted model, not a curated record. Gene Ontology annotation, molecular function: nucleic acid binding.
AUGUCGAUACCUGGCGGUCCUCAAGAAGACGAAGAAGAUGACUAUCUCACAAUGACCGUCCCGGAACCCCAGCCUGCCUCCAAGUUUGAAAACUCCGCCCAGCGCACGCUCCGCCACAAACGCGAAGCCGCCGCCCGCGCGAACCCCAAAUCCAAAGCCGACCUCGCCGCUGAAGCAGAAACUGCGCGCCAGAAAGCCCUCUCGACCGCCCUCCCCACCACCUCGUCCAAGGGCGCGCAGAUGAUGGCGAAGCUAGGCUACAGGCCUGGAUCUACGCUCGGCAAGGAGGGUAAUGUGAAUGCGAGGGCGGAGCCGAUUGGGCUGGAGAUGAAAGAGGGGAGGGAGGGUGUGGGGCUGGUUGGGGAGCAGAAGAGGAAGUUCCGGGAAGAGGUUGCACAGAGGGAGGGGGAGGAGAAGAGGAGGAAGGAGGAAGAGGGAGGGUAUAGAGAGCGUAUGACACGGGAACGGGAGGAGAAGAGGACGGAGGGGAUGUGGUGGGGUGGGAUGAAGGUGCUUGAGGGGUUGGUGGAGGAGGAGGAGGCGGGGGGAGUGAUUGGCAAGGCCCAGAGGGGAGGGGUGACGGUGCCGUUGCUUUAUAGACCGCUUGUCAUGGAUAGGAGGGGUAAGGAGAGGGAUGCGAAGAGGAGACAUGCUAUGAUUCAGAGUCUGUCCAGGAAUCAGAUGUAUGAUGAUCCGGAAGAGGACGAGCAUGAUAGGCAGGCUUUGGGGAAGGAUGUUGAGGAUUUGGAGGAGGAUGAGGAGGCUGACGAGGAGUUGGAUGAGUAUGUGAAGUUGACGGGUGCGGAAAGGUUGGAGAAGGUGGUGAAGGAGUUGAGGGGGAAGUGGUUCUAUUGUUUCUGGUGCAAACACCAUUAUUCUAGCGGUGAGGAGAUGGAGGAUGAGUGUCCUGGCGAGACAGAAGACGAACAUGGAUUACUUUCGAGACAUAACCUGUCAGGGCAUUCUGCCAAAGAGCUUCCCAUCACCCUUGACGGUCACUUUCAGGAAAGAUUCCCUGCUCACAUGUCAGAAGAUGAUUCGUAG